Molecule: messenger RNA, 4335 nt
Organism: Cheilinus undulatus (humphead wrasse)
Lineage: Eukaryota; Metazoa; Chordata; Actinopteri; Labriformes; Labridae
Gene: cdh8
Product: cadherin 8
Exons: 12
Coding region: 463-2862 (799 amino acids)
Biological process (GO): homophilic cell-cell adhesion; cell-cell junction assembly; synaptic transmission, glutamatergic
Cellular component (GO): axon terminus; plasma membrane; adherens junction
Molecular function (GO): cadherin binding; calcium ion binding
Source: RefSeq, a predicted model, not a curated record
UAACCCACUGUCUGUCACUCCGCCGAGACAAACUGCAGGAAGGAUUUCUAGCCUUUCGCCGCUCCGUGUUUCAGCUCAUAUUUUCCCCAGCGCCUCGAAUGAAACGCAGUGGACUUCUUUUUGUGUAUUUUUGAACCAGAAGGAAAAAAAAAAGGAGGAAAAUGAUGCAGCAGCGGAGCAGGAUUCAAGUGUCACUAGUCUCCCCCUCGGAAUAACGCCAAAUGGAUGCUGUGCAGAGCGCCUCACCCCCUCACCAACUGCUAUGGAGGCAUGCCAAGCCAUGCAAGUGACCUUUAUCACACCAUGAACGCGAGCUGCAGCGCUCAAAGAGGACACAAGUAACCUUUUCUUGUUAUCUAAGAAGGAGCUGUUGAUCUGAAGCGAGGAGUUGGAAACGAGAGACCGAAACAAGAGAAGUAAAAACAAACAAACAAACAAACCAACCAAACACAAAACGACAGGAUGCCAAAGCGGUCCGAGGAGAUGUUCAUGGAUCUGUGGAUGUCCUUGCUGCUGCUGUGGAUUACUUGUGUUCCCUGCGUGUCUAUGACUCCUAUCACAGGCCAGUCCAAAAGUACACAAACUGGUGGGUCUGCGGUGGUGGCGAGCGGUCUUGGCGAAGGACAAAGAUUACUGAGCCGCGCCAAGAGAGGAUGGGUUUGGAAUCAAAUGUUUGUGCUGGAGGAAUUUUCUGGACCCGAUCCAAUUCUAGUUGGCAGGCUACACACUGACUUGGAUGUAGGCAACAAGAACAUCAAGUAUGUCCUCGCGGGUGAGGGAGCCGGCACAAUCUUCGCCAUCAAUGAGUUAACAGGCGACAUCCACGCUAUGAAGAGACUGGACCGUGAGGAGAAAGCAGAAUACACGCUAACAGCCCAGGUCAUUAACGCUGACACAGACGAGCCCUUGGAGCCGCCAUCUGAGUUCAUCAUCAAAGUCCAGGACAUUAACGACAAUCCACCGCAGUUCAUUGAAGGCCCAUACCGAGCUUCUGUUCCAGAGAUGUCUGCUGUCGGUACCCCCGUUACCCGGGUAACAGCUACAGAUGCUGAUGAUCCAGUGUAUGGGAACAGUGCCAAACUCGUCUACAGCAUACUGGAAGGACAACCAUAUUUCUCUAUAGACCCCAACUCAGCAACCAUAAAAGUUGCCCUCCACGGGAUGGACCGGGAGAUGAGGGAGGAGUACCUGGUGGUCAUUCAGGCGAAAGACAUGGGGGGCCACAUGGGCGGCUUGUCUGGAACAACGACUGUCACGGUCACGCUAACGGACAUCAAUGACAAUCCACCAAAAUUCUCUAAAAGUUUAUAUGAGUUUGUCAUCUCUGAAGACCUGCCAAUAGGGAAAAUGGGCGGCAAGGUGAAAGCAAACGAUAGAGACAUCGGCGAGAAUUCAAAGUCAACAUACAGCAUCGUGGAGGGGGAUGAACAGGGCAUGUUUGAGAUCAUCACAGACACGCAGGCACAAGAAGGGAUUCUCCGACUGAAAAAGCCUUUAGACUACGAGAGCAAGAGAGCCUUCACCCUGAAAGUGGAAGCCACCAACAUCCGCUCUGAGCCCAGCAGUGGUGGACCCUACAAGGACUCAGCUACAGUAAAAAUCGUGGUUGAAGACUCAGAUGAACCACCUGUCUUCUCCAAACCAGUGUACCAAUUAGAAGUGAAUGAGAACGCUCCCAUCAACACAGUCAUAGGGACUGUCACUGCCAGAGACCCGGACUCUUCUGGGAGCCAAGUCAGGUACUUCAUUGACCGGCACACAGAUCUGGAGAGGCAGUUCAACAUCAACGUGGACGAUGGGAAGAUCACAUUGGCCAGACCUUUGGACCGGGAGACAGACAUGUGGCACAACAUUACUGUAACGGCUACAGAAGUCAGAAACCACAGUCAGAUAUCGAGGGCGAUUGUGGCUAUCCGAGUGAUGGACAUUAACGACAACGCUCCUGAAUUCGCCACUGAAAAUGAGGCCGUUGUGUGUGAAAAUGGAAAACCUGGGCAGCUGAUUCAGAUUGUCAGCGCUGUGGACAAAGAUGACCCCAUCCAGGGCCACUACUUUCACUACCGUCUCAUCCCUGAGAUGCUCAACAACCCCAAUUUCACCAUCCAGAACAACAAUGACAAUUCAAUCAGCGUUCUGGCCAGGCACAAUACAUUCCGACGGCAGAAGCAGGAGAUGUACUUCCUGCCAAUCAUUGUGACCGACAAUGGGAAUCCACCGAUGAGCAGCACCAACACCUUGACUAUACGAGUCUGUGGGUGCAGUAAGGAUGGGGCGGUCCAGUCUUGCAAUGUGGAGGCAUAUGUCUUACCUAUCGGCCUGAGCAUGGGAGCACUCAUCGCCAUCUUAGCCUGCAUUAUACUCCUGCUAGUAAUAGUAGUACUAUUUGUGACCCUGAGGAGACACAAGAAUGAGCCGUUGAUAAUAAAGGAUGACGAAGAUGUGAGGGAGAAUAUCAUCCGCUACGAUGAUGAAGGAGGUGGUGAGGAGGACACCGAGGCCUUUGACAUAGCAACCCUGCAGAAUCCUGAUGGCAUCAAUGGCUACCUGCCACGCAAGGACAUCAAACCCGAUCUGCAGUUUAUGCCCCGGGCGGGACAGCACUCGGGCCCAAAUGGAGUGGAUGUAGAUGAAUUUAUCAAUGUACGACUCCACGAGGCAGACAAUGACCCCACUGCACCGCCUUAUGACUCCAUUCAGAUCUAUGGGUACGAGGGUCGGGGAUCCAUUGCAGGAUCCCUCAGCUCGCUGGAAACGGCGUCGUCAGACUCGGACCAGAACUAUGACUAUCUCAGAGAGUGGGGCCCACGUUUCAGAAGACUUGGGGAGCUCUACUCUGUGGGUGAGAGCGACCGUGAGACCUGACCUUUGCUAUCUUAAAAAACAAGACUUUUCCGAUUUUUUUUCUGUCCACAUACUUGUGUAUUAAACGCUAGGGGGUUUGCUGGCUUUUAGAAACUGGUGUUUAAAAAGAAAAAAAACAAUUGAUAACAAAGAAGGCCACCUUUUUGUAUUCUUCUUAGAGUGAGGUAUAGCAGUCGUCAUCCACUACUUCAAGCGCAUUGUAAUUGUUGAGCCAAACAAUGUCUUUCUUAGGAGAUCUAUGAUUCUUGUGGAGUGUAACUUAGAUUACAUUGUGGAGUGUCUAGCAGUAUUUUGGGUGUUAGUCAUUUGCUGUGACUGCCAGUAGCAGAAAAACCCUGGGAUUGCUGGUAGUGGCCAGAUGAAAGGAAAUAAUAAAUAUCGUCCGGUGCUCUGAAGCUUGAGCGGACAUCGUACUCCAUGGACGGCAAGCUGGACCUCAGAAGCUGCAGAGGAACUGCUGUUUCACGUCUCUGAAAGGCCUCCAAGCUGAGCAGUGAUCUAAAACAGAAUGACAAUGAAAAAGCAAUAUAUGGUCUACAUUACAAUGAUGAAUGUAUGUAUGAUUAGAAAAAAAGCAAAAAGACAAACCAUUAUUGGCUUUAAGUGAAUUUGUUAUCAUUUGAUAUCUUCUCUGGUGGCCACAUUUAUAAACUCUGAAGCCCAGAAAGGCUUGCUUUAUACAACUCUUUGUAUUUUCACGCUACAGGUGUGGGUCGCAAGUGUUACUAGCCUAUAAAAGACUGAAGUGAAGACAAAAAAGAGAAAUGUAGAAACUCUGAGGCCUUCUUUUUACAGAAGCAACAUUAAAUACACUUGUAAUCUACUGAUUUUUGACAAGAGUGCUGAUUCUUCAUUAUUGUUCUAUGAGUUUUUGUAUUUCUGUUCUUUACUCAUUUUUUUUCUGUGCUGACAAUUUGAAGUGAGUGUGUUUAGAUUAUUUCACGUUAUGCCGUUUUUUCAAACCACUUGAUCACUGUUUCAUAACAGCCAAACCAUAUCAAGAAUUUAUUGCAGUUGAUGAUUUAGACUAGAUGUAAGCAGGCAAAAGAGCUCCAAGAUACCGUGACAAUACAGAUGAUCUGAUAAAUUGGGACUGCAGGAAUGGGGCAUUUCUGACACUUGCUAAUCAGUGUAGAAUAUCUCAACAUAAUUUUGAGCUACUGACAGUCUCUGAGCACAAUCAUCCAAUUGAUAACUGAGUACAGGACUCCUACCAAACAUCCAAUCUCAUUUAGGAAACAAAGAUUGCAUCAAAAUUAAGACUCAAACGCAGACCAUGUGCAUAGUCCGCUUACACUGUAUGAUACCAAUAAAAAAGACUUGUACUGUACAUAGAGUUACUGCUAACGUCAUUAGCUUUCAAUGAGGUGGUAGGUUUUGUCUCUGCACGUUAGCUCUUGCACAUAAUGAUAAUUUCAAUGGCACUACAGCUGCGUGCAUACUCAGUUUGUACUGAUACAGUAUUAUGGCAGU